GUGAAGUAGUAAUAAAGGUAAGGGUGUUUCUGUCGACUUAUACGUCGGUUUCGACUUUAGUCUGCUACCAACUCUCCGGGAGACCGCGCGUGCGGCAGCGGAGCCGAGAUUCGUAACAAAGUAAAGUUUCGUGAUUUGGAAAAAGGUUCAUUUUCAAAUUUAAUCGUUGUUUCUAUUGGCUACUCUUGGAAAUUGUGAGGGAGAUAUAAAGGUGGAAAUUGAGAAGAGGAAUCAUGUCACGUCUCAAACCAUUCACAUGUUGCCUGAUUAUUGUAUUCACUACGUUUAUAGAUGAGGGUAAUGGAAAAUGGAAAAGUAAAAACAGAGAAAAUCUCCAGAGAGAUAUCGCUGUGUUCCAGGAAAUGGCGGAAAAGAUUGAAGAUGAAAUAGAAGAUAUUUACGACGAAUAUUCUGACAACUGGGUCAAGAACGAAGAAUUUUCUAAUGAAGAAGAAACAUUAGACAUGUCUGAUGUAGACAAUGUUCAGGAAGUUAAAAAUAAUAUCAAUAUCCUCAAUUUGAUAAGCAAUAAUACGAAGAAUCUAACCGAAAGCAAAGACAGACCUCUGCCUGAAACUUCCAAGGUAAAUGGGACGCCUACAAUUGAUACAAUAAAAAUAAGUACGACUGAAAAAGCUAACGUACUUCGCUCAAAAUGGCCAAGAUUUGAAGAUAUUUUGCUGGACAUUGGCAAAAAAUACGAUUGGAAAAAUGACAGAUGGAUUAAAGUAAAAAAGAAAGCCAACCAAUCUAGUGGAGAAAAACAUAUAGCAUUCCAUGAGAGACAUUUUAGCUACAAAACUGUGAAAUUAAAUAGAAGUAAGAGUAGACGUAACGUCGUGAUAGCAGUCACGGCGGUAAGAUAGGACGUGCCAAGUCAUCUGGCUCUCUUUGGUAGAAAUAUCUAAAUUCUAUUUUUAUUAGUCGCUGCGGGACCAAAGCGUCGUCUAGUCGAUAAUUUAAUAUUGAAUCGUAGCUACAAAGUGAUUAUAUUUAGCAGUUUUGUAUCGAUGACAAGUUAGGUAUUCUGUAAUAUUCUUCUCGUCGUCGUAGUCAAGUGCCAUUUUGAAUAAACCAGACCCCAUUGUAUUUAAAGCCUAAAAACAUUUCGCAAUUGCUUAAAAGUCAGUAAAAACACCUUAAUAAGUUAAGUAGAUAUUUCAUCUCUAAUAUACGUACAUAAAUAAUUACUCUCCGUGUGGAUAAAUGGACAGGGAUGGUGUUAAGAGAUUCUUCAAAACAUGUUACACAAUAAAUUAUUAUUUACA
Messenger RNA from Cydia fagiglandana, 1268 nucleotides. RefSeq lists its product as uncharacterized. Bases 234 to 866 code for a protein of 210 amino acids. Lineage: Eukaryota; Metazoa; Arthropoda; Insecta; Lepidoptera; Tortricidae. The record is from RefSeq and is a predicted model, not a curated record. The transcript has 4 exons.